Messenger RNA from Zea mays, 830 nucleotides. RefSeq names its product actin depolymerizing factor 2. The record is from RefSeq and is a predicted model, not a curated record. Gene Ontology annotation, molecular function: actin binding. Gene Ontology annotation, biological process: actin filament depolymerization. The transcript is spliced from 2 exons. Gene Ontology annotation, cellular component: actin cytoskeleton. Lineage: Eukaryota; Viridiplantae; Streptophyta; Magnoliopsida; Poales; Poaceae. The coding region runs from base 1 to 423 and encodes 140 amino acids.
AUGCAGGCGAACUCGUCGUCCGGCCUGGCGGUGAGCGACGAGUGCAAGGUGAAGUUCCGGGAUCUGAAGGCGCGGCGGAGCUUCCGGUUCAUCGUGUUCAGGAUCGACGACAAGGACAUGGAGAUCAAGGUGGACCGCCUCGGCGAGCCGAACCAGGGCUACGGCGACUUCACCGACAGCCUCCCCGCCGACGAGUGCCGCUACGCCAUCUACGACCUCGACUUCACCACCGUCGAGAACUGCCAGAAGAGCAAGAUCUUCUUCUUCUCCUGGUCCCCUGAUACUGCACGCACCCGGAGCAAGAUGCUGUACGCCAGCUCCAAGGACAGGUUCAGGAGGGAGCUGGACGGCAUCCAGUGCGAGAUCCAGGCCACCGACCCCAGCGAGAUGAGCCUCGACAUCGUCAAGAGCCGGACCAACUGAUCGUCAUCGUCCUACUAUCAAGCAACACGAUCGACCACCACCUCGAUUAUAUAUGCAUCAUUAUAGUAUCGUUUAUUAAUUUCAGACCCACCCACUGCUAACCACAUCGUCCACGAGAGAUUAUAUUCAUCCGUGGACUACGCUCUCGAUCUUACAAUUUGAAACCUUUCUAUUUUCCUAAUUACUAUGUAUUCCAGGUUCAUUUUGAUUGUGACCAUUCUUCAGUUCUUUCUGUAAGGAUCGGAGCAUAUUAUAUACUCUAUGUGGCUAUGCCAAUUAUAUUGUUGGGUAUAAGAAUGCAUUUUGUUUCUGUAAUACGGAAAAAUAUAUUUUCUUUAAGCAACAACAAGGUAAAAACUUGCCUCGUUGCAUAUUUUCUUUAUGUCAAUCUCCUUUUGUUCGUUGUA